UUGUACAAAACUGAUUAGUGGCCUCGCAGUUUGAGGUUACUACCAAGUGUCUCACCAACAUGCUCUUGUCUUUGUUGUCUGAAAUACAUGUCCCACCUGUUAGCAUCAUAUAAACUGGCCAGUCUGCCCCCUCACUGCUCAUGUUAGCUAUGACUGAGAAGAGAUCCCGCAGCUCCUCUCGGGAGCCUCCGCAGAAACAGAGGGAACACUCCAGUCAAGCCUCUAAGAGGGAGAAAAAGGCAAGCCAAGGUUCUGGAAGGUCCCGGAGCAGUCAAAACAGAGAAUCUGCCAAAAAUGAUACAAAGGUCUCUGCGGUGGUAGAUGUUGAUGAUGUUGUGGGGUCUGAUGCAGAAACAGAAAUUAUGGCCCUUCUUGAGACAAGCCAGAAGGAUGAUGGUGUAAAGCCUGCAGGAUUCAGAGUAUUUGAAGGGCUGUUAAUUUUCUGUUGUCUGCUGCUGGUCAUCCUUACCUUGCCACUCUCUAUCUGGUUCUGUGUAAAGGUUGUACGUGAAUAUGAACGUGCUGUAAUAUUCCGACUGGGGCGCAUGCUUUCAGGAAGGGCAAGAGGACCUGGUCUCUUCUUUUACCUACCCUGCUUGGACAAGUGCCAUAAAGUAGACUUUCGUUUGAAGACUUUUGAAGUUCCUUUUCACCAGAUUGUGACAAAGGACCUGGUUACUUUGGAGAUUGAUGUUAUCUGUUACUAUCGCUUGGAAAAUGCCUGUCUUUUUCUAACCAGUGUCAGCAGCAUCUCCAGUGCUUUCCAGUUGUUGGUCCAGACUACCACCAAACGGCUCUUGGCACACCGAGCUUUCUUAGAUAUCUUACUGGAAAGAAAGAGUAUUGGGGAGGAAGUGAAGGUGGCUCUGGAUGCAGCUACCUGUCACUGGGGAAUCAAAGUGGAAAGAACUGAAAUUAAGGAUGUAAAACUUCCAGAAGAGGUAAAGCAAUCUAUGGCAGUAGAAGCAGAAGCACAAAGGCAUGCUAAAGUCAAGGUAAUUGCUGCAGAAGGAGAGAAAACAGUAUCUGAAUACAUUAAGCUGGCUGCUGAAAAACUAUCUGGAUCCCCAACAGCAAUUCAGUUAAGAUAUCUGCACACACUGCAAUGUAUGACUUCGGAAAAACCAGCCACAUUUGUCUUGCCUUUACCCUUUGACUUAAUGAACCUGAAUGCAGUGGCCAGAUUGCCUGAGAUUAAUCCAACCCCAAAUACUCCUAAAUCAGAUAAUGAUACUGAACAGGGGACAAAGAAGGACUCUCCAAUGCUUUAACUUGACAUCAUUAUUUGAUAACAGUAUUAGAAAUGGAUACACUGUUAAAGGCAAAGUUUUACAGACUAUUUACAUAUAAACAGUUCUUAAGAACAGUACAUUUUAUUUUGUUUGAUAAACAGGGUUAUAUUGUAAAAAAGAUUUGGUACUGAUGGAUUUUAUUAAAAUCAGUACUGGUAUAAUGUAUGCUAUACAUUUCAAAUAUACAAACCAGGGGGUGGGUUAUGUUAUAACCAGCAAUUAUUCAGCUUUCUACUAUUGUCUGUCUUCGGUUACCAAGAAAAUAAAAAGAGGGAGAGGGUACUGUAUGUUUUGACCACUGACACAAAAUGCACUCAUAAUGGAUAUAGCAAACAGGCUAAAUAAAGUCAGUUUUUCUCAA
Molecule: messenger RNA, 1653 nt
Organism: Xenopus tropicalis (tropical clawed frog)
Lineage: Eukaryota; Metazoa; Chordata; Amphibia; Anura; Pipidae
Gene: nphs2
Product: NPHS2 podocin
Exons: 9
Coding region: 141-1271 (376 amino acids)
Cellular component (GO): plasma membrane; membrane; cytoplasmic side of plasma membrane
Source: RefSeq, a predicted model, not a curated record